This is a messenger RNA of Amblyraja radiata (thorny skate), 902 nucleotides long. It is a transcript of the gene fam177a1a, whose product is annotated as family with sequence similarity 177 member A1a. The transcript is spliced from 5 exons. The record is from RefSeq and is a predicted model, not a curated record. Lineage: Eukaryota; Metazoa; Chordata; Chondrichthyes; Rajiformes; Rajidae. The coding region runs from base 193 to 825 and encodes 210 amino acids.
CCGGCACCAUGCGUCCUGUUGCCCAAUAACAGGUGCAGCCGGACACGGGGCAUCUGGGCAACCUGUCAGUGCAGGGAGGAGCCAGCUUCCUACCCCCAUCCAUGGCUCCCGCCUCCAGCCCGGAGCGGGGAGCGCUGCCGCCGCCGCCUGGCCGCCCGGCGAACUCCGGCCCGGCAGCAGCAGCAGCAGCUAAUGGCGGAGAAGCUCCCCGGUCUCGGCCUCUACCUCAACCCCGGCAACGUGCUUCUGAGCGGGGCCAGCAUGGACGCGGAGAAGCUGCAGGCAAAUGGGAAAUCAUUUGAGACUGUAGAACUUGGAGAUGUAGGUAUGAAAAAAACAAAGGUUCCUCGGAGAAUCAUUCACUUUGCAAGUGGUGAAACCAUGGAGGAGUACAGCACAGAUGAAGAAGAACAGGAAGAAGAGAAAAGAGAUUUGUUGCCUACAAUUGAUGUCAGCAAACUUCCUUGGGCCCCAUUCCUGUGGUUCUACAUGCUAAGAUUUGCUACGGGAACACUGUCAGUGUGCGACUUCAUGGGAGAAAAGUUAGCUUCCCUUUUUGGUAUAAAUGCACCGAAGUACCAAUAUGCUAUUGACGAGUACUAUAGGAUAAAGAAGGAGGAGGAAGAGGAAGAGGAAGAAAAUAAAAUGUCAGAAGAAGCUGAAAAGAAUUACCAAGAACAAAUAGAAAAGCAGCAAGAUGUGGUCAGUGCACAAGAUAGCUUACCGGCUGUUAAUGCAUCAUUUGUAAAUGUCAGUUUUGAGAUGGAAAACGAUCCUACACCUACAUCAGAAACCAAACAAAGAGGUGAUCCUAUCCCAACUUAGAAGCUCUACAAAAGGAGGAAGAUAAGCAGAUGUUCUGCCCUUUUCUCUAAAAAAUAAACCACGCCUUAAUUUACUGA